This is a messenger RNA of Aplysia californica (California sea hare), 2154 nucleotides long. Its product is annotated as acetyl-coenzyme A transporter 1. Bases 270 to 1910 code for a protein of 546 amino acids. Lineage: Eukaryota; Metazoa; Mollusca; Gastropoda; Aplysiida; Aplysiidae. The record is from RefSeq and is a predicted model, not a curated record. The transcript is spliced from 12 exons. Gene Ontology annotation, molecular function: acetyl-CoA transmembrane transporter activity. Gene Ontology annotation, cellular component: membrane.
UCCAACCAGUAGACGACACGUUCGUAUUGGGUGCAGAUGUUUGUUUACAUAUUGUUGCACGUUGUUGUUGAACCGUUGGUUAGUCGCAGUGAAGUGCACUAUUAACGGAAUUCCUUUAGAGAUCUUGCACUUAAACCUUCAUUGUGGCGGGGCGCCUGGUUAAACAUACUGUACGUUUGUUUCAGCCUUUUUUCUACGAACUGACCAAACCUCUGAGCAGCACCUUCUUCCUGGAUAGUGAUAUUGAGUCGGGUCGGCAGCAUUCCACUAUGUCGGUGGACUCGGAGAACAAUGGGAAAACACGAAGGCGAGGGCGGCCGAUGGAGAGUGUCGAGCACACGGACCUGGAGUCGGACUCGUUCUUCCCGCACAUCCCGCUGUCGACCUCGUGGGAGGACGGGAAGUCGGAUGGGUCGCAGCGGAAAGAGGGGUCGGACCUGAGUGGGGACCUCGGCAGCAUCUCCCUCCUCAUGUUCCUCUACAUUCUGCAAGGGAUCCCGCUGGGCCUGGCCGGCAGCAUCCCCAUGUUGCUGCAGAGCAGGAAGGUGAGCUACACAGACCAGGCAAUCUUCAGCUUCGUCUACUGGCCAUUCAGCGUUAAGUUGUUGUGGGCGCCGCUCGUAGACUCGGUGUACUCACAGUGGUUCGGCCGACGCAAAACCUGGCUCAUCCCCAUACAGUACCUCAUGGGUUUGUUUAUGCUGGUCCUGUCCACCCAAGCCAAGUCCCUGCUGGGGGACAGCGGCGGCGGUCCGGGCUCAGGGGAGGUGAGCAUCGUUCUACUCACGGCCAUCUUCAUCUGCCUCAACUUCCUGGCCGCCACACAGGACAUCGCUGUGGACGGAUGGGCCCUGACCAUGUUGUCCAGGGCCAACAUUGGCUGGGCCAGCACGUGCAACACCGUAGGCCAGACUGCCGGCUACUUCCUGGGCAACGUUCUCUUCCUGGCGCUGGAGUCGGCCGACUUCUGCAACAACUACCUCCGCAGCACCCCGCAGCCAGAGGGCAUCGUCACUCUCUCCAGUUUCCUGUGGUUCUGGGGUAUCGUGUUCUUUGUGACCACGACCUUGGUGGGCGUGUUGAAGCGUGAACACAUGGACCUGGACACAGACCCUGACCAGGGCGUGCUGGAGACCUACAAAAUCUUGGCCAAUGUCAUCCGUCUGCCGUCCAUCAUCUCCUACAUCGUCAUCCUCCUCACAGCUAAGGUGGCAUUCGCGGCGUCGGACGCGCUGACCAGCCUGAAGCUGAUCGAGGCGGGCAUGCCCAAGGAGCGGCUGGCCCUGUUUGUAGUGCCCGUCAUCCCCAUACAGAUCGCCCUCCCUCUGAUCAUCAGCAAGUACACGUCCGGUCCCCGGCCCAUGGAGAUUUGGCUCAAGGCUUAUCCCUACCGGAUGUUGAUUGGUGUGGCGUACUGUCUGAUCGUGUACUGGGCAGUGGUCACUCAGGUGACCCCAGGAGAGUUCCCCUGGUACUUCUACGUGGUGGCUCUGCUCGCCUACGGCAUUCAGCAGGUGGCGGUGUACUGUAUGUUUGUCUCUCAGAUGGCCUUCCACGCCAAGAUCAGUGACCCGUCCAUCGGGGGAACCUACAUGACGCUGCUCAACACCGUCGCCAACUUUGGAGGCAACUGGCCCAGCACGGUGGCGCUCUGGUUGGUGGACUACACCACCUGGAAGUCUUGUACCACGGGAGGGGAAUGUACUACCAAGGCUGACCUGACAAGCUGCGAGGCAGCGGGUGGCAGCUGUAGCACCACCAUCGAGGGCUACUACGUGCUGACGCUGGUGUGCACCGUGCUGGGCGUGCUGUGGCUGCGGCUGAAAUCCUCACGUUUACGACAGCUGGGCGAGUGCGACGAGCAGGCGUGGAAGUACAAGACCUUGGCAGGGGGAGCUAACUCCUCUUGACUUAUGCUCUCGGUAUAGGAUACACAAUACAAUGUUGUUGUCAUGUUUCUGAGUUCAGUCUUAAUUUUAACCCUCUGCUGACGUAAGAUUCUCUAGCUGCCCACACUGCAGGUACUGUUGGCAGAUACUGUCUAGCACACACACUGCGAUAUCGAUGCUGAGUGGAAAACUUUCAUUUUGUAUGAAUGUCACUAUGUAUCUGUUUGAAAUACACAGAAUAAUAUAUACAUUUACAUAUAUAUAA